Gekko japonicus is the source of this 4467-nucleotide messenger RNA. RefSeq names its product glucosidase, alpha; neutral AB (gene GANAB). The coding region runs from base 34 to 3018 and encodes 994 amino acids. Gene Ontology annotation, molecular function: glucan 1,3-alpha-glucosidase activity; carbohydrate binding. The record is from RefSeq and is a predicted model, not a curated record. Gene Ontology annotation, cellular component: glucosidase II complex. NCBI's taxonomy places the organism in Eukaryota, Metazoa, Chordata, Lepidosauria, Squamata, Gekkonidae. The transcript has 25 exons. Gene Ontology annotation, biological process: carbohydrate metabolic process; N-glycan processing.
GGUUAUUUCCUCGUUUCUCACCCCCGGCCCAUCAUGUCUGCUCUGUGCGAUCCCUCGGGGGUUGUUGGUCCUCCAGGGUCCGCCCCCAGCCCGAAACCAGCAGCCGCCCCGCCGUCGCUCAGCAGCUCCGUGAUGGCGGCUGUUGCUUGCUUAGCUCUUUUGUUGGGGGUCGUCUGUGCCGUGGACAGAAGCAACUUCAAGACCUGUGACCAGAGCUCCUUUUGCAAGCGCCAGAGGAAUGUGAAGCCUGGAAACUCGCCUUACAGGGCCCUGCUGGAUUCGUUGCAGCUCAGCCAGGAUUCCAUGAAGAUCCAGCUUGUCAAUGAAGCCAACAAGGUGCCUCUCCUGCUCGAAAUCUAUGGCUUGAAAGGGAACAUGACCCGCAUCCGGAUCAAUGAGCUGAACCUGCUUAAACCCCGCUACGAGGUACCGGAUGUGUUAGUUGGGGACCCACCUACUACCAGGUUAUCAGUCAUGGGUCGGGACGACAACAGCGUGGAGCUGUCCUUGGGCGAGGGGGCCCACAAGCUCAUACUGACGGCCAAGCCAUUCCGCAUGGACUUGCUGGAGGGGCGGGAUCUCGUGCUGAGCGUCAACUCCCGGGGGCUGCUGGUCUUUGAGCACCUGCGCCUAAAGAAGGACUCUUUCUCGGAUAAAGUUAGUAGCACGGUCGUUAGCAUGUGGGAUAGGAUCAAGAACCUUUUCUCUAGAGAGGCAUCAAAGGAGCCAGAAUCUGAAGCGGAAGGGGCCACCGAGCCCUCAGAAUCCUCUUUGCCUACAGAGCAUGAAUCCUCUGAGAGCGAGAAGUCUGAGGAAGCUUUCAAAGAGGCGGACGAGGCUGAGGAGGAACCAGGAUCAUGGGAAGAAACAUUCAAGACCCACACGGAUAGCAAGAUUAAUGGUCCAACAUCUGUGGGGCUAGACUUCUCACUCCCAGGUGUAGAGAACGUGUAUGGCAUCCCGGAACACGCAGAAAACCUCCGGCUACGGACGACCGAGGGAGGAGACCCGUACCGCCUCUAUAACUUGGACGUCUUCCAGUACGAGCUCUAUAAUCCCAUGGCCCUCUACGGCUCGGUUCCCGUCCUCCUGGCUCACAAUGCCCAGCGCACCCUGGGGAUCUUCUGGCUGAAUGCGGCGGAGACCUGGGUGGACAUCACUUCCAACACAGCUGGCAAGACACUGUUUGGGAAGAUGCUGGACUACAUGCAAGGUGGAGGCGAGACCCCUCAGACGGACGUCCGAUGGAUGUCGGAGAGUGGUAUCAUCGACGUGUUUCUCUUGCUGGGGCCGUCCCCCAAGGACAUUUUCAGGCAGUAUGCAUCCCUCACGGGCACCCAGGCCCUCCCUCCGCUCUUCGCCCUGGCCUAUCACCAGAGCCGCUGGAACUACAAUGACGAGGAUGACGUGAGCGCUGUGGACAGCGGCUUCGACGAGCACGACAUCCCCUACGACGUCAUCUGGCUGGACAUCGAGCACGCCGACGGCAAGCGCUACUUCACAUGGGAUCCCAACAAGUUCCCCCAUCCCCGGGAAAUGCUGCAGCGGCUGGCGGCCAAGAGGCGCAAGAUGGUGAGCAUCGUGGACCCUCACAUCAAGGUGGACAGCAACUUCCGAGUCCACAACGAGAUCCGCUCCCGCGACUUUUACACCAAAACCAAGGACGGCAGCGACUAUGAAGGCUGGUGCUGGCCAGGCUCAGCAGGAUACCCUGACUUCACCAACCCUGAGAUGCGUGCCUGGUGGUCCAGCAUGUUUGCCUAUGAUCAGUAUGAGGGCUCCAUGGAGAACCUCUAUACCUGGAAUGACAUGAACGAGCCCUCUGUCUUCAACGGCCCAGAGGUGACCAUGCACAAGGACGCCGUGCACAAGGGGGGCUGGGAGCACCGUGACGUCCACAACCUUUAUGGGCUGUACGUGCAAAUGGCAACGGCACUCGGGCAGGUGCAGCGGUCGGGCGGUGUGGAGCGGCCUUUCGUGUUGUCUCGAGCAUUCUUUGCCGGCUCCCAGCGUUACGGUGCUGUGUGGACAGGGGACAAUGCAGCCGAGUGGGACCAUCUGAAGAUCUCCAUUCCCAUGUGUCUAAGCCUCAGUCUUGUGGGCAUCUCUUUCUGUGGAGCUGACGUGGGGGGCUUCUUCAAAAGCCCAGAGCCGGAGCUGCUGGUGCGCUGGUACCAAGUGGGAGCUUAUCAGCCCUUCUUCCGUGCGCAUGCCCACGUGGACACCAUCCGCCGGGAGCCCUGGCUGUUCGGUGAGGAGAACAAAGCGCUGAUCCGGGAUGCCAUCCGCGAGCGCUACGCCCUGCUGCCCUUCUGGUACACAGCCUUCUACCACAGUUACCGGACGGGCCAGCCUGUCAUGAGACCCCUCUGGGUGGAAUAUCCCCAGGAUGUGACCACAUUCAGCAUUGAUGACCAGUAUCUUCUGGGUGAUGCGCUGUUGGUUCACCCGGUAACGGCCCAAGGGGCCCGAGGCAUUCAGGUCUACUUGCCUGGCAAAGGAGAGGUCUGGUAUGAUGUCCGCACCCACCAGAAGCUUCAUGCUCCUCAGACCCUCUAUUUAACAGUCACCAUGAGCAGCAUCCCCGUGUACCAACGUGGUGGCAGCAUCGUGGCCAGGAAGGAGCGAGUCCGACGGUCUUCGGAUUGCAUGCAGAACGACCCUUACACCCUCUAUGUGGCCUUGGGCCCCCAGGGUACGGCGAAAGGGGACCUCUUUGUUGACGACGGGCACACGUAUAAUUUCGAGACGAAGGGGCAGUACCUACAUCGCCGCUUCAGUUUCUCUGGCAACACCUUGACAGCCAGCUCUGCAGACCCUAAGGGCAGCUAUGAAACUUCAGCGUGGAUCGAAAGGGUGGUGAUCCUGGGAGCUGGGAAACCAGCAGCCGUGUUCCUCAAACAAGCUGGUGUCACUGAGACCCGCCUGGACUUCACGCACGAGGCCGACACGUCUGUCUUAACCCUUCGCAAGCCUGCAGUUAACAUUGCGGCAGACUGGAGUAUCUCUUUGCGAUAAUGCUACGAGGCGGGGGGGAGGUUGGAUGGAAGGGGGGGGAGAGACAUCGGCAGUGUUGGGGGACUUUAGGCCAGCCCCUUUAACUGAGGAACGGUGCCGUAAGCUCAGCCGGUAGCUCCCCUCCUGCAGUGUCUUGGGUCCAGUGUCUCAUAGCAGGCAGGCAUGUUUGAGGAGAGGGGCGACCCAGUCGCUCCCUCCCCCUUGCCCCCCCCCCUUCAGCCCUAGCUCAGACUCGGAUUUUCGGGUGGCUCCCAUAGGUUAAUUUUUAGCAAUAUUUGCUGUAGAGUGAGAAAUCUCCGGGUUGAAGUUAGGUUGGUCUCGUUUUCCUCCUGCCUCUGUUUGGGGGGGUGGUGGUGAAGGAAGGGAGACCCUUUCUCUUCCCCUUUCCCGGACAUGCGAUAGUGGGACCAACCUUUUGAGUGGCUCAGCCUUUCCCGGGGAGGGCGGAGGAAUAGUUUAUUCAAACUGCUCUUUUCCUGCCCAUCUCUCCUUUUUCCUUUACAUCCCUUCCCCCCCAUUCUGGCUGGAGUUCCAGGCCAGUGUGUGAAUCGAUUUAAAAAGAAAAGGAAAAAAAGAUGAUUUACCUAGGCAAGGGCUGCCUUUAAACUCCUUUCCUUGCCACCAGGUGAAUGUAUAGGGAGUCCUCCUUCAAUUAUUUCCCUCAUGCCUCCCAUGCAGCCAUAUGCCAUAAACCCAAAUGAACGGAUACAGCUUGACCAUCUUCUCAUCCUCCCCAGCCCCUAAGUCCCCAAAGGUUCUUAUUUCUCUCUCUGACACACACACACACCACUUCUUCCCAAAUCCGUUACGGUGUAGGGGAGCAGGAAUUUUUGUUUUUUGGGGGGGAGGGCAGGGGGCAGGUAUUUCUAGGUGUCAGUGAAUCACUGUCGCUUCUAUUUAUAUUGGGAGAGGGAUGGAAGAUGGAUCAUGGGAAAGGAACGGAUGUUGCAGGUUGGCUACAAAACUGCACCCCGGAUUGGGGGAGAAGUGGGAAGAAGGGAAAUCGUAAUUUUUCCCCCCUGCACCAAAACCUAAGGAUGAGGGGGGAGAAAAAGUGGGUGUACACAAGCUGCUAACAAAACGGGCCCCUCCCCUGCUGGAAAGAGAGACGAGGGGCCAUCCUUGAGCGGGAACCGGCAGGGAUCUUUCCUCAGUUGUUGCAGCGCCUCUCAUCCCCUGCUGCUGGCUGUCAGCUCUGCUGCCCUCAGACCAGGCCAUAUGGAUUUCUUUGGUCGUCUCUUUUUGUGUGUACGUGGAUUUAACAUUCCUGGUCCUGGCCAGUUCUCCCUUGUUGUAUGUUUGCAGGCAAAGACCCAGAGCAAGGCUUUUAAAUUUCUCAAAACUGUCAUCUUUAAUGUACACACCCACAUGAAUUCCCCCCCCCCGCCCCUCUUGAUUGUGAUUUCAUUUGCAAGUAGUGCUUUUACUGACUGGGUGUUUUGAUAAAAG